CUGCGGAUUUUGGCUCAUUGUUGUGCUUUAUUCUUCUCGAUGAGGCUCUGAUUACAAAAGUAAAGUAAUAAGACAUCUCACUGACAUGGAUAAAUCCUUAAUUUGAUGCCGAUCUUAAAAACGGCCAACUGAAAUGAGUCUAUGGUGUGGGUGGCCUACGAGUGCCAGGUCUUGGGAGUCGUCGCUUAUUGAACAGCGUUUCAUCGAACCUCGUAUUCCACCCUCCAAGUACAGGACGAGAGCCGCUGGGACACAGGAGCUGGCAUCGCUGGUCUUCUUUGACUGCGGAAGAUGCUGCGCCGCAUUCACUUCUGUAUUUAUUUAAGGAGCAUGUUUGCCCAUCUUUCUUUCCCUGUCCAUGUUCGUCUGGUAUGACCCUUUGUGACUGAAGCAUUGAUCCAUAUUGAGCGCAAGCAUCUGUCGAUUUAAAACUUUGUAUCAUGCGUUCUAUACUUCAUGCCGUUGGAGUCCUUCCACUCCUCAUUUUGUCUACGUUAGCUAGCCCUGACCUUCCCGUCGAGAAGAACGGUAGAAGCCUCACUCCCGCCAUCAAAUCCAAGCCCCAGAUCGGAGACGUCACGAUUGCUGCGCGUGAUUUGUUCAGCCGUCAAUCAUGCGGCAGAACAGAGACAGAAUGCUCAGACGGUUGUUGCGAAAGUUUGACUAAAUGCUGUGAUGGAAAAUCUUGCACUCCUAUAGGAGGCGAAUGUUGCUCUGAUGGCGGAAGCUGUGACACUGGCGAGAAAUGUUGUGGUGAUGGUUGCGCACCGCAGCUUGCUUCUUGUUGUGGCGAUGGGGGUAGGGAUCCCUAAGUGACCUAUAUGCUGGCCACCACUAACAGUGCCUUGUAGUUUACUGUACACUGGAUAGGGGAAGCUGUACAAAGGUGGAUGGAGAAUGGAUGUGCGAGAAGUAUGGCAGUUAUGAUCAAGCUAG
Molecule: messenger RNA, 936 nt
Organism: Aspergillus versicolor CBS 583.65
Lineage: Eukaryota; Fungi; Ascomycota; Eurotiomycetes; Eurotiales; Aspergillaceae
Exons: 2
Coding region: 441-812 (123 amino acids)
Source: RefSeq, a predicted model, not a curated record